Juglans regia (Persian walnut) is the source of this 588-nucleotide messenger RNA. RefSeq names its product subtilisin-like protease SBT1.1. NCBI's taxonomy places the organism in Eukaryota, Viridiplantae, Streptophyta, Magnoliopsida, Fagales, Juglandaceae. The transcript has 2 exons. The coding region runs from base 1 to 588 and encodes 195 amino acids. The record is from RefSeq and is a predicted model, not a curated record.
AUGUCUGAUACCAACUGUAAUGGACCCACGCUUGACUUGUUUGAGAAGUCACUCUCCAGAAUCCAUCAUGAUGUUUUGGACAUUCUUGCUUUUUCUGGUCUUCAUGUCAUGACAACGACUUCAAUGGCUUCGAUGGGCCAACAAACAUACAUAAUUUAUAUGGACAAGACCAAAAUUAUAGCACAUAAUGAUGCUCCAGGCAGUGCCAAACAAUGGUUCGAAUAUGUGAAUGAUUCCGUAUCUCAGGUGAGUCAGAUCUCAUCUCAAGAUGAUGAAGAAGAAGAAACACCACCCCAAGAGCUUCUUUAUGUAUAUGAAACCGCCAUUUCUGGUUUUUCUGACCAGCUGUCCCCCAAACAACUUGAAUCCUUGAAAAACUUGAUGGCUUUCAAUCUGCUACACCUAAUGAAAUGUGAAGCCUCCACACCACACGCACCCCUCAGUUUCUUGGCUUACGACCUGGAAAAAGGACUUUGGAAUGCAUCCGACUUGGCUUCAGAUGUGAUUAUAGGCAUUGUGGACACAAGAAUCUGGCCAAAGCAUGCUAGUUUCAAGGAUUCACGCUUGCCCAAAGUUCCAUCUCGUUAG